AUGUUUCCUGUCGUUUUGUCAAACACCCUUUAUUCGUAUGAGAUGACACAGUUUACGUUUUGCGACCGACUUUUCAGACGUGGAAAUUCAACAUACAAUGCUGCAAUAUGGAGCGCGCAAAUGUCGCAACUUGCCUCCCCAGUAAUGUGUCACUCUCAUAAUGAUUACUGGAGACCUCAUCCUCUCUUUUCAGCGCUUGCUGUAGGUUGUGCAAGUGUUGAGGCAGAUGUAUGGCUCAGUCCAGAUGGACAAGACCUUCUCGUCGGUCAUGACAGACGCUCACUCUCCUCGAGUCGCACACUACGAUCACUUUAUAUCGACCCGCUAUUACAGAUCUUGAACACAAUGAAUCGGCCAUGCUCACACGAAGCCUUCGAUUCCACUGCCCAGGCCUCUGGUGUCUUUGUCACGGAGCCGGAUACAACGUUGAUACUGUUCAUCGACGUGAAAGACGACCCAGUAAAGACAUGGCCUUUGGUUCUUCAGCAACUAGGACCUUUGCGCGAUUUGAGAUACCUAUCUCGCCACGACAAAACUAUGGCUACAAAUCAGACAUUCUGGCCUGGACCCAUAACUAUAGUAGGCACAGGAAACAUUAUUAAACGGCGCGACAUAAACAUUGGCACGGAUCUUGAAGAAUGGCAGCAGCGCCACGAUGCUUUUCUCGAUGCCCCCUUGGAUCUGCUCACUGAAACAGGCUUCAUCCAAAGCAACGGGUUCUACGGUCCCUACGAAUUGGAACAUGAAUUUUAUACCGCCUCUGCCCCUCUCAGCAAGGCGAUUGGUAGUGUUCGGGCGGGGUUCAGCACCCAGCAAAUGGAAACUCUGCGGAACCAGCUUCGAAUCGCAAAGCACCGAAACUUGAAGUCGAGACUAUGGGGGUUGCCCGAUUGGCCGAGAGGGCAUAGGGACUACGUAUGGAAAGUACUUGUGCAAGAGGAGAUUGGUCUACUGAAUGCAAAUGACAUUGCCAGUGCAGCGAGUAUGUAUCGACAGCUGAGGUACUUGAGGGAAGCUGUAUGA
Messenger RNA from Fusarium fujikuroi IMI 58289, 1023 nucleotides. RefSeq lists its product as uncharacterized. Gene Ontology annotation, biological process: lipid metabolic process. The record is from RefSeq and is a predicted model, not a curated record. NCBI's taxonomy places the organism in Eukaryota, Fungi, Ascomycota, Sordariomycetes, Hypocreales, Nectriaceae. The coding region runs from base 1 to 1023 and encodes 340 amino acids. Gene Ontology annotation, molecular function: phosphoric diester hydrolase activity. The transcript has a single exon.